AUGGCAUCGGUUCAGCCGUCUGUGGCCAACAACGUUGCCAAUGCCAGUGCUGCCGCUGCCACCGCUACGGCGGCGGCGCUGCCCACCGACUCACACCAGCCGACACCGCCAAAAUCGCUCUCCGACGACCUGAUCUACCAGUGGAUCAGCGAGCUCGUCAACGGCACCCAGCUGCGGGAGCGGGCGCUUUUGGAGCUCGGGAAGAAACGUGAGCAGUACGACGACCUUGCUUUAGUGCUCUGGAACUCGUUUGGGGUGAUGCUGGUGCUUUUGGAGGAGAUCAUCUCGGUGUACCCCUACCUUAACCCGCCGGUGCUUACUGCCAGUGUCAGCAACCGGGUGUGCAACGCGUUGGCGUUACUCCAGUGCGUGGCACUGAACCCUCACACGCGUACCAAGUUUCUUGCUGCCAAUUUGCCGUUGUACUUGUACCCGUUUUUGUCGACCAACGCCCGCCAGCGGCUGUUUGAGUACCUCAGACUCACGUCGCUCGGGGUCAUCGGCGCCUUGGUGAAAAACGAUACUCCCGAAGUGGUCAAUUUCUUGCUCACCACCGAGAUCGUGCCGUUGUGUCUUAACAUCAUGGAGAUCUCGCUGGAGCUUUCGAAGACGGUGGCGAUUUUCAUCCUUCAAAAGAUUUUAUUGGACGACCAGGGGCUCACCUACAUCUGCCACACCUACGAGCGGUUUCACACUGUGGCCCAGGUGCUUCUGAAGAUGAUCGAUCAGUUAGCGGCGGCGCAGCAGCAAAAACAGCCUCCGCCCCUGGCGGCGCCGGGCCCAGCACCGGCCCAGGCCAACAACAACUCGCUGGCCCGGUUGUUGAAGCACGUGGUGCGGUGCUACAUGCGCUUGCUGGACAACUUGGAGGCGCGCAAGGCGUUGGCCACCAUCUUGCCCGAGCCGUUGCGCGACGGCACCUUUCUGCUGGUGUUGCAGGACGACGUCGCCACUUCGCGGUGCUUGGCCCAGUUGUUGCGCAACAUCAGCGAGUAG
Messenger RNA from Diutina rugosa, 996 nucleotides. RefSeq names its product CCR4-NOT core subunit. The coding region runs from base 1 to 996 and encodes 331 amino acids. Gene Ontology annotation, biological process: negative regulation of translation; mRNA catabolic process. The transcript has a single exon. Lineage: Eukaryota; Fungi; Ascomycota; Pichiomycetes; Serinales; Debaryomycetaceae. The record is from RefSeq and is a predicted model, not a curated record. Gene Ontology annotation, cellular component: CCR4-NOT core complex; P-body; CCR4-NOT complex.